GGAGGUUGUGUGUGUGUAUGUGUGUGCGCGAAAGAGCCGCAUUCAGUAUUCAUAGUUGAUGUUCUUUGCGGCUGUAUUAUUGACGUAAUAACCUGAUAUAUGGCAGCUUUACAAUACGCGGGUAUGGACGACACAGACAGUGAGGAUGAGUUACCUCCUGGCUGGGAAGAAAGAUCCACCAAGGAUGGAUGGGUUUACUAUGCAAAUCAUGAUGAUAUGAAAACACAGUGGGAACACCCCAAGACAGGAAAGAAGAAACGAUGUGCUGGAGAUUUACCAUAUGGCUGGGAGCAAGAAACUGAUGACAAAGGCCAGAUAAUUUAUGUUGAUCACAUUAACAAGCGGACUACACAUUUUGACCCGCGUCAGGCAUUUACAGUGGAGGAUGUCAUGGUGAAGCCAAAACGCUAUGAUGGAAACACGGCUGCUCUAGAGAUUCUGCAAGGUCGUGACCUCUCGGAUAAGGUGAUCCUCAUUACUGGGGGAAAUUCUGGCAUUGGCUUUGAGACAGCCAGGUCCUUUGCUCUUCAUGGUGCCCAUGUGAUCUUGGCGUGUCGGAACCUCUCCCGAGCUCGCAAGGCAGUCAGCCUCCUACAGCAGGAGUGGCACAAAGCACGAGUGGAAGCCAUGAUGUGUGACUUAUCCUCCCUACGUAGUGUCAGGGAGUUUGCUGAGGCAUUCAAUGAGAAGAAGCUACCCCUGCACAUUCUUGUGUGUAACGCUGCAGUGUGCACCCAGCCCUGGUGUUUGACCGAGGAUGGUUUCGAGUCCACCUUCCAGAUCUGCCACUUAGGUCACUUUCUGAUCGUCCAGUGCCUACAGGACGUGUUACGGCGCUCAGCUCCUGCCCGAGUUGUGGUGGUGUCUUCAGAAUCCCACAGGUUCACAGACCUUUUAGACUCCUGUGGACAGUUGGACCUGGCCCAGCUUUCUCCUCCAAAGAAGGACUACUGGGCCAUGCUGGCUUACAAUCGUGCAAAACUGUGCAACAUCCUCUUCAGCAAUGAGCUUCAUCGUCGCCUCUCCCCUCAUGGUGUCACCUCCAAUGCAGUGCACCCCGGGAACAUGAUGUACACCUCUAUACACAGAAGCUGGUGGCUGAUGACUUUCCUUUUCACCCUGGCCAGGCCUUUCACCAAGUCUAUGCAACAGGGGGCAGCCACCACUGUGUACUGUGCUGUAGCUCCGGAGCUGGAAGGGUUAGGCGGCAUGUACUUCAACAACUGCUUCCGCUGCCUGCCGUCCAUCCAGGCACAGGACCACAGCAGCGCCACCAGCCUGUGGGGACUGAGCGAGCGCCUGAUUGCAGAGAGGCCUGCAGGCAUCCAGGCCCUGUGAUGGACAGGUCUGCCAGCCCAUCAGAACUCGAGGAGGAGUUGGAGGAGGGACUUCCCAAACGGAGUUUUAAGUAUGGUGGGUCGACAACCAGUUAGGUAUGAGUUGACUAAACUGUAACUUUAUUCUACAAUGCACAACCACAGAAGUCCCUCUGGAUCAGUCACAUCACGAUGGGACACAGUACAUAUACAGUACACGAGGCGUUUCUUACAUAAAACAAAGCUUCAGCACUGCUGUGGUACUUUACAAUGGGAGAGGGGGUAAUUCAGGGUCCCCCCUCUGUCUGUGAGACUCCAGUCUACUCUGUUUCAGGAUUGUCCACUUACAAGA
Thalassophryne amazonica is the source of this 1668-nucleotide messenger RNA. It is a transcript of the gene wwox, whose product is annotated as WW domain containing oxidoreductase. NCBI's taxonomy places the organism in Eukaryota, Metazoa, Chordata, Actinopteri, Batrachoidiformes, Batrachoididae. Gene Ontology annotation, molecular function: protein binding. The transcript is spliced from 9 exons. Bases 100 to 1338 code for a protein of 412 amino acids. The record is from RefSeq and is a predicted model, not a curated record.